Ciona intestinalis (vase tunicate) is the source of this 4087-nucleotide messenger RNA. NCBI's taxonomy places the organism in Eukaryota, Metazoa, Chordata, Ascidiacea, Phlebobranchia, Cionidae. The record is from RefSeq and is a predicted model, not a curated record.
UUUAGCUGCUUUUUAUAAUAACUGUAAAAAUAGUUCAUUUUACACAAAAAUGACACUUAUUUUCGCAGAAAACUAACGCAAUAUAGGAAUUUAAAGUUUAAUUAUGAUGCUAACGUUGCUGAAUAUGCAGUAGUUUAGUUAACACGUCGGAGUUUCUUGUACUUCCUGAAGAUGGCUCUUUCCCAACAACAAAAAUGGGUUCUCUUCGCAGCAUUGAUUACUGCUGUGGUUGCUGCAUCUGCUGGAAUAGUGUUUGGAAUUCUCGUUCAUCUGCGAGAAGAGACAGUAACUGGUAAAUCCACAAGUUACUACGGUACAAUAAGAAUGAACAGAGUUGAAGGGAAAUCUUUACAAUGGACUUCAAGUUUAAGUAAUGGAAGUUCAACUCAUUCUAUUGGAGCAAGAUCAUUUCUGCAAUCUCAUUUAUUUGAGAGCAUGUCUCGUCUCUCCCGGCCUCUGUCUUCUGUGAAUAUCAUCCGUUUUUCCGAGGAUAAAUUUGCGCAGUUGGUGGGAGCUAAAAAUCGAGGAAUACACGUCGAUUUCAAGCUAGAAAUACAGGAUGAUAUCCACGGGCCUGAAGUGGAAAAUUUACUAAAAGAUGAACUUCUAUCUAUUCUCAGUAAUGAUGAACGAUUUGAGCUGGAUCCUGAGUCACUUGAAAUAGACACAAAACCUCUGAUGAAAGCAAGAUCAUUUGAAGCAUUUGAGACGUACCUCAGCGAGGGAGAUACUUUCAAUCUACUCAAUACUCAGUUGCCAGGUGUAAAACAACCUUUAGAAAUGUCCCAACCAAAGUUCUGUGCUAAAAUAUCGACAAUCAACCAUGGAAGUGUCAGUCCUGUCAGUUGUUUAAUGUCCAACCACAGUUCACUUGGUGACUCAUGUACAUUCAUGUGUGAUACAAACUUUACCAUAGUUGGCUUUAAGACAUUGACAUGCUUAUCUACUGGAAGGUGGAGUGGUCCACAACCACUAUGUAAAGCCAAGUGUCCUGCUUUGCCAACAUACAUGGGAGUUAAAAUCAGUCCAUCUAUUUGCUUCCAAUCCGCUUCAUACUCUGACACGAGAUGUUUCUACCAUUGUAGCAUGGGUUAUGUGUUGGAUGGAAUAUCAGCAAGGGUGUGCCUUGAUAAUGGAAUGUGGAGUGGGGUGGCACCCAUGUGUAAAAAAACUUGUGCUGCAUUAAGUGUGCCUGAGAAUGGUGCAGUAUGGCCAGCUUCAUGUACUUCUGACACAUUACAACCAGCAGGAAGUUUAUGUACCUACUCUUGUAUUGAAGGAUACACACUUGCUGGUAGCCCAAAUCUGUUGUGUGAAAUGGAUGGCAGUUGGAACUUUCCAGCCCCAACUUGUAGAAGGGGUUGCCCCCCAUUAGUCCCCCCUGAACAUGGAUCCAUCUUCCCCCCCUUGUGCAGUCGCACCCUCAUGAAGGGUGAUCAUGCUGCUGUAGUAAUGGAAGGGGUGGUGUGUGUCCAUACUUGUGAACCUGGAUUUAAACUGGAAGGUAGCCGACAGAGAAUGUGUGGUACUGGUGGAUCCUGGACAGGAAAAGUGACCACCUGCUCUGAGCUAUGUCCUGUGCUACCCCUCCCCCCACUAAUGACUGCUUCACCACAUAUAUGUACCGAUCCUCAUGGUGAUAGAGUGGAGGGUCUCAAGUGUCAUGUGAUGUGUCCAAAUAACUUCUGUUCAGCUGGAGAGAUGGAUGUAACGUGUGGAAGUCGUGGUGUUUGGAGCUCUAUACCUACAGAUUGCAUGAGUACCUGUCCCAUUUUAAAACCUGUCAUGAAUGGAAUGUUGUACCCUGAUGAUUGUCGUGCUGAUUUACCAGCAGUUGUUGAAGGAACCAAAUGUACAUUAAAAUGUGGUGACGGGUUCAUGCUGCAUGGAAGCAUGUCAGUGCAGUGUCUAACUAUUGGAAAAUGGUCAGAAGAACUCGGCCAAUGCUUGAAGCAGUGUCCACCCCUUUUACCACCGUCACAUGGAUUUAUUGAACCAUCCAACUGCACCGUAGCAUCAGUAUACCAGGGUGGUGUGUGCAACUAUGUGUGUGAUACUGAUUAUGGAUUAAUUGGUGAAGAAUCACGCACUUGUCUCACAGAUGGUACAUGGUCAAGUGAAGAACCUACUUGUUUAGUUGAAACCCAAUUCAUGAUCAGACAGACUCGUGACGAGCGUGACGUAUGCCUGGAUGUAAACACAAUCACCAACCAUGCAGAGAAACGACCGAUAUCACAAUGUUAUCUCAACAACAGGUUACAACGAUGGACCGUUCAUCCAGAAGGUGUGAUACGUAAUGUUGGGACAAGGAAAUGCCUCUCAGUAGAGCACAGACACCCAGGGUCUUACAUCGCAAUGAAGGAAUGUACGUCUUCUGAUCCAAACCAAAUAUGGCUAUGGGAAGAUACCAAUGGGGUUUCUGUUACUUUGUUGGGUACAAGUCUUGUGAUGGGAUAUGGCUAUGCAUCAAUUGCGAAAGUUAUUUUGGUUGAUUCUUCAAUUGAAAGUUCCCUGCCUUGGUAUGCAAUCACAUCUAAUGGAAGUUUUUCACUUUAUGAUAUCUUCACUACUGUAGGUUGUCCACGUUUGCACCCUCCAUAUUUAAUGAGCAUCUCGCCGGAAAAAUGCAUGACCAACCAAACAUUAGAAAGUGGUACAACAUGUACCUUUACAUGCGACAUUGGUCACAAACUGAAGGGAAAUAACAGAAGGACUUGUGUGAAGGGUCGCUGGGAUGGAGAGUAUCCUUCAUGUUCUGUUGCAUGCCCCUCUAUACCCCCACCCAGUGGUGGAAGUGUAACGAUAUAUUGUCAGUUCAUGGCACAGGAUGAAGGAGUUUCGUGCGAUUUUGAUUGCAACCAAGGUUAUGUAUUAGAAGGAGAUGUCACUACCGUGUGCCUAUCGUCAGGAAAUUGGAGCAAUGCAACUCCUAACUGCACGUUCAGGUGUCCCUCUUUACCCCACGUAUCAAAUGGUGUCGUCUUACCCCAGUCCUGCAUUAGACAUAGCAGUUCUAUUGGCACAGAAUGCAAACUUUCGUGUGAGAAUCCUUACAUAAUAAAGGGGGUUGAAAACAAGCGCUGUCUUUCUGAUGGCAGUUGGUCAGAUGGAACCUUUGCCUGCGAGCGUGGCUGUUAUAAAGUACUUACCCCUUCUGGGGGCGGAAAUAUCACUUGCCCCAAUGCGGUAGUCAGUGAAGGAGAUACUUGCGCUUAUGGCUGUGGGCCAGAACCACACAGAGGGCUUACCGCAACAGAUUCAAACACAGGCGUCACCACUGUGCUGGCCGCACCAGGCCCAAGUGGGGUGGUAUAUAGAACCUGUCACUCAGACGGUUUAUUUGAUUCUGUGUUGCCAGUGUGCAUGUCAGUGUGUCAGCCUCUGACUGCUCCAGUAAAUGGUACAAUCACUCCUGCCUCUUGUACCAGUCAAUACUCAGCAGAAGGUAGCGUAUGCUCAAUACUAUGUAACCUGGGUCAUGGUAAUGAAGGAGCUAAGUCAGUGAAAUGUCUUAACACUGGUGUGUGGGAUUCUAAUGCAUAUCAAUGUGAAGAGGAAACGCAGUUUCUUAUAACGAACCCAAAUGCGAUGACACCCAUGUGCCUUUACGCCAACACAAGUUUACAAAGUGAAAACUAUGGGUGGUAUGUAUUGAAACAAGAGUUUAGAAAAUGUGAGGACACAUCCACUUUAUGGGCAUGGGGAGACAACAAGCAUUUGAAACAUGUCAGUUCAAGGCUAUGUCUCAGUAUACUUGAUAGAACAGCCAAAAGAAUGACCCCGCUAAUCCUCCAAGAAUGUGCCCCUUCUGACCCCAAUCAAAAAUGGGUAUGUGACCCCUCUAACCCUGGACGAGUUCACCCAUUGCAUUCUUCAUUAUAUAUUAAUAUUGGGGACACAGACUCCAAUCGUGCUGUUGCUUACCGUUACUCUGAUCCAGGCUCAAUACUGUUCUCACACCUUUGGAAAGCACGGAACGCUCUGAACAAACUUAGCUUAUUAUCCAUAUGCGCAUUACACACAAACAAGUAUGAUUUAUAAACAUAACUUUUAUCCUAGCAUGAAAAAAAGUAUAAUUUUAUUUAUU